Magallana angulata is the source of this 1645-nucleotide messenger RNA. RefSeq lists its product as uncharacterized. NCBI's taxonomy places the organism in Eukaryota, Metazoa, Mollusca, Bivalvia, Ostreida, Ostreidae. Bases 69 to 1472 code for a protein of 467 amino acids. The transcript is spliced from 13 exons. The record is from RefSeq and is a predicted model, not a curated record. Gene Ontology annotation, molecular function: metal ion binding.
AAAUAAAAUAUAAAAUGGGCGGAGUUGUUUCAGCAGUCGAAAAAUGAUGUUUAACACAUUUUGACAUUAUGACAUCAGUUAAGCUUGAGGGAAAAUUCACCACCCUUGCACAGGUUGAAGGACUGCCAGAUGUUUUCACAUCGACAAAUUUUACUCUCCUGAAAUCAAGGUGGGUCUCCGAUGAUGAAGUGUCAGUUUGUCAGUGGUGUAAAAAUAAAUUCAAUCAACUCAGAAGGAAACAUCACUGCAGACAGUGUGGUAAUGUGUUCUGUAGCAAGUGCUGCAAUGAAAAGAUGCCCCUUCCACAGCUUGGUUUAGAGGACCCAGAGAGGGUGUGUGAAUAUUGUCGUCCAGUAACAGAGUUCAUUACAAAAUCAUGGUCCCCCCAUCAGAAUUUCAAAUCAGAGGCUGCAGUCAAUCUUGUGAAUCAGUGUGGAGAAAUCUCAGGACUCUGCAAGGUUGUUGAGCUUGGUGGAGUUCAAACAUUGAUAUCUCUGGCAAAGAAUGAGAGCCCUGUGAUUCAGGGUAAGGUAAUUUCUGGCCUGCAGAUUCUGUCCACACAUCAACCGCUGCACCGCUACCUGGCAGAGGCAGGCGCCAUCAAGGCCAUCUGUAGCAUCUUGACCAAGGCAAAUAUGUCCUAUGAACAAACACUGGUGGAAGGCAUAAGCACUUUGAAAAUAUUUUGUCGACUCCCAGAAUUAAAGAGUAAAGCUUUGGAGGAUGGUGCUCUCGAACCUGUUUUGCGGUUGAGCUGUACAUCCCAUUGUAAUACAGUGUCUCUCGUAGCAGUGAGUACGCUCAGCCUGAUCGCCGAGGAGAUGAGUACACACACCAAGAUCCUAGAGAGUCCACUCAGUGUCCUAACCUCGGUCUGCUCACUGGCAAGCUCAGAGGACGAACAGAUGCAAGAAGUCUCCUUAAAAACCCUGUGUUUCCUGUCUCUGGGCUCAAACUGGCAGAAGCACAGGAUUAUACAGGAAGAUUUCACGGCUGGUCGAUCACUUCAGAGAGCCAUCAGAGGAAGCCCUCGUAACCAGCAGGUGCUCUGUAAUGCGGCCUGUCUCAUCGCUAACUUGGCAACCAGCAAUGAGGACCAGGGAGGACUGCAGGACUUGUUGGACGGGCUGGGGGAGGUGCUGAGGAAGGACAACAACAACCUUGACCUUCACUGUCAUGUCGCCAGAGGUCUGGCCAACUUUGCCAGAUUCCAACAAAAUGCCAGCAAAAUAAAAAGCCUGUUGCCGUUGGUGAUAUUCAAAUGUCUUAAAUCAAACAGCAGCCAUGUCAAGAUGCAUGCAAUGAGAGCCAUCUUUAACUUGAUGUCUAUCAAUCCGUCUGAUACAUGCAGCGAACUACUCAGAGAUGGGGCGGGGGAACUGCUGGAGGGACUGUCCCGACUGAAGGGGCUGACCACUGCCAUACAGGAUGCUCUACUGGCCCAAGCGCCAGACCUCGUCAAGCCAAUGUAACCAGCCUCCAUGUCAAUAAUCCCCUCCUGUAUACAUAGCUUAAUAUUGUUAUUUUAGAAACCUUUUAUAAUGGGAAAUUUUUUUUAAUUCUGGUGCAUACUCUUUUAAUUCUUGCAAUGUAUUAUGAACCUUUGUUUUUGCAUUAAAAUGUGAUUUCAUAAAGUGACAAAAAA